This is a messenger RNA of Camarhynchus parvulus, 1292 nucleotides long. It is a transcript of the gene EIF3G, whose product is annotated as eukaryotic translation initiation factor 3 subunit G. Gene Ontology annotation, molecular function: RNA binding; translation initiation factor activity. Gene Ontology annotation, cellular component: eukaryotic translation initiation factor 3 complex; cytoplasm. NCBI's taxonomy places the organism in Eukaryota, Metazoa, Chordata, Aves, Passeriformes, Thraupidae. Bases 87 to 1079 code for a protein of 330 amino acids. The record is from RefSeq and is a predicted model, not a curated record. The transcript has 10 exons.
CGCCUUCCCCCCGCCGGAAGUGACGCGCGCGGGCCGGAAGUGGCAGGCGGCCUUUCCGGUGUGGCGGCGUGAGGGCGGCGGAGGCGAUGCCGACCGGGGACUACGACUCCAAGCCCAGCUGGGCUGACCAGGUGGAGGAGGAGGGAGGAGAGGAUGACAAGGUGAUCACCUCUGAGCUCCUCAAGGAUCUGCCCCUGCCCGGGGUCCUGGGAGGCCCCUCCAGCGCCGAGGCCGAGCUGCUCAAGGGAGGGCCCCUCCCCUCCCCCAAGGAGGUCGUCAAUGGCAACAUCAAAACCAUCACCGAGUACCGCGAGGAGGAGGACGGGCGCAAGGUCAAGAUCAUCCGAACGUUCCGGAUCGAGACCCGAAAAGCCUCCAAGGCCGUGGCCCGGCGCAAGAACUGGAAGAAAUUUGGGAAUUCCGAGUUCGACGCCCCUGGGCCCAACGUGGCCACGACGACCGUGAGCGACGACGUCUUCAUGACCUUCAUCACCAGCAAGGAGGACCUGAACUGCCAGGAGGAGGAGGACCCCAUGAACAAGCUCAAGGGCCAGAAGAUCGUCUCGUGCCGCAUCUGCAAGGGCGACCACUGGACCACGCGCUGCCCCUACAAGGACACGCUGGGGCCCAUGCAGAAGGAGCUGGCCGAGCAGCUGGGGCUGUCCACGGGCGAGAAGGAGAAGCUGCCAGGAGGUGGGACCCCAACUGGGACACACCUGGGGAUACCUGGGCGGUUUUUGGGGACACCUGGGGGGACAAACCCCACACCUGUGGCCCCUGGGGCUCACCUGAGGCCGCCCCGGCCUCACCUGUGCCCAGCCGAUGACAACGCCACCAUCCGCGUCACCAACCUGUCGGAGGACACGCGCGAGACCGACCUGCAGGAGCUGUUCCGCCCCUUCGGCUCCAUCUCCCGCAUCUACCUGGCCAAGGACAAGACCACGGGCCAGUCCAAGGGCUUCGCCUUCAUCAGCUUCCACCGGCGCGAGGACGCGGCCAGGGCCAUCGCGGGCGUGUCCGGCUUCGGCUACGACCACCUGAUCCUCAACGUGGAGUGGGCAAAGCCCUCCACCAACUGAGCCGCUCCCAGUCCGGCCCCAGUGGGUCCCAGUUGGUCCCAGUUUGGUCCCAGUUGGUCCCAGUUUGGUCCCAGUUGGUCCCAGUUGGUCCCAGUUUGGUUCCAGUAUGGUUCCAGUUUGGUCCCAGUUGGUCCCAGUUUGGUCCCAGUUUGGUCCCAGUUUGGUUCCAGUUCAUCCCAGUUCAAUAAAGCUCUGGGUUCUGGCACCGCCCCC